Molecule: messenger RNA, 1137 nt
Organism: Penicillium vulpinum
Lineage: Eukaryota; Fungi; Ascomycota; Eurotiomycetes; Eurotiales; Aspergillaceae
Exons: 1
Coding region: 1-1137 (378 amino acids)
Source: RefSeq, a predicted model, not a curated record
AUGAGCUUUUGCUCACAGCCACGCAGUCAAGAGUGGCGGAAUGAGUAUUGUCGUGAUCUGAAGGUCUGGAUCACACAGUUUGAUGGUUUGCGUGAAACUGUUUGCUCUCGGGAAUUACAGCAGAACCCACCCUCCGAUGACACAAACUACGUAAGCCCUAUUUCGCCUGCUACCAGCUCAGAGUUCCAGGAAUCGUUAUCUCCAGUCGAGUCGCCAAGAGCACCAGUUCGCCGAGUACCCACAGGAUCACAAGGUGGCUGCGCACCAUCAGACCUUGGAGAUCACACAGGGUCUGUGGAUUCAUCAGGCUCCGAGGCAGAUUACGCAGCGCCAGGACGAAAGCGAGGGUUUAGUCAAGUUGAAGUUUCGCCUUCGCAGCGACUUUCUCGCCGGAAUAAGCGUGACAAUCAAAGAGACAUAUCCCAACGACAACAAGCAGAGUUCUGUACCCAGCGUUGUCUUCUGGGGCUGCAAAAUGGCGGCAGUCUGGAUGAUUCUUGCCCAAAUGCUCGUAUUCACCAGCGAAGCGGGGAUGAGGUUCAGCAUCCUAUCAAUGCUGCCAAGUUAGUGUCAUGUCUUAAGCAGCAAAUAGAUGAGAAGAUUGACCGGUGCAUCCCAUUUGGGACUCGUGGAUCAUACGGCGCCCCGUUUAAGCUCACAUGUUUUCCUUAUGGGUAUACUGUUGUGGGGAAAGGAACGACGUCCGGUCUCUGGCGGCAACAUGUUUCUCGCGAAGCUGAUAUAUACCAAAUCUUACGAAAAGCGCAAGGGUCUGCUGUCCCAGUAUUCCUCGGCAAGAUAGACCUAGCAAAAAUCUACUUUCUGCAUGGAGCUGGACAAAUUCGGCACAUGCUCGUCAUGGGUUGGGCCGGUGAGAGCACAGCAAAACUUGAGCAAACCGCGGAGCUUCGCAGGGAGAUUAAAAGGUCGAAGAAGACAAUACGCGCUUUGGGGGUACGACACUCAGACCUUCGGCCUGAUAAUAUCCUAUGGAAUGCUGAGCUAGGACGGGCUUUGAUUAUUGACUUUCACCGAUGCGAGCUAGAUUGUCGGCCUGCAACGGAACGUUCCAGGUCAUUGAAGAGGCCUCAGCACAAAGCACAGAUGCCCGGGGCUAAGCGAGUACGGGUUAUCUAG